Messenger RNA from Stomoxys calcitrans (stable fly), 414 nucleotides. RefSeq lists its product as uncharacterized. The annotation marks the transcript as partial. The record is from RefSeq and is a predicted model, not a curated record. Lineage: Eukaryota; Metazoa; Arthropoda; Insecta; Diptera; Muscidae. The transcript has a single exon.
UCUUCAUCUUCAUCUUCAUCUUCAUCUUCAUCUUCAUCUUCAUCUUCAUCUUCAUCUUCAUCUUCAUCUUCAUCUUCAUCUUCAUCUUCAUCUUCAUCUUCAUCUUCAUCUUCAUCUUCAUCUUCAUCUUCAUCUUCAUCUUCAUCUUCAUCUUCAUCUUCAUCUUCAUCUUCAUCUUCAUCUUCAUCUUCAUCUUCAUCUUCAUCUUCAUCUUCAUCUUCAUCUUCAUCUUCAUCUUCAUCUUCAUCUUCAUCUUCAUCUUCAUCUUCAUCUUCAUCUUCAUCUUCAUCUUCAUCUUCAUCUUCAUCUACAUCUACAUCUACAUCUACAUCUACAUCUACAUCUACAUCUACAUCUACAUCUACAUCUACAUCUACAUCUACAUCUACAUCUACAUCUACAUCUACAUCUACA